Messenger RNA from Ziziphus jujuba (common jujube), 4155 nucleotides. RefSeq names its product TMV resistance protein N-like. Gene Ontology annotation, molecular function: ATP hydrolysis activity; ADP binding. The record is from RefSeq and is a predicted model, not a curated record. Bases 189 to 3887 code for a protein of 1232 amino acids. Gene Ontology annotation, biological process: defense response; signal transduction. The transcript is spliced from 7 exons. NCBI's taxonomy places the organism in Eukaryota, Viridiplantae, Streptophyta, Magnoliopsida, Rosales, Rhamnaceae.
UUCUUCUCUCCUCCAUAAUACAGAGAGAGAGAGAGAGAGAGAAGCACAGCGUUUUGGGCAACCGAUCAGGAAGACGGUCUUGGUGUUGUGGGUAGACGACUUGCAGGAAAAAAGAACAAAAAAAAAAAAAAGGAAACCUAGCUGCAGCAACGUCGUUGGUAGCCAAAGAUUUGCUGCAGGUUAUAAACAUGGCUUCUGCUUCUUCUUCUUCUUCUUCUUCUUCUUCUCGAGAAAAGUAUGAUGUAUUUCUCAGUUUUAGGGGUAAGGACACCCGUGAUGGUUUUACUGGUUAUCUUUAUCGUGCUCUGGAUCUAAAGCAUAUCGUGACCUUCAAAGAUGAUGAGAACCUUGAAAGUGGCCAUAGAAUUUCUGAAAUCAUGCAGGCCAUUGAGGAAUCUAAGAUUUGCAUAAUAGUUUUCUCGAAAGACUUUGCAUCUUCCACAUGGUGUUUGAACGAAGUGGUUCGCAUACUCGAAUGCAAGAGAAAUGGGAGUGCUGUUGUACCCAUUUUUUAUGGCAUAGAACCAUCUGUUGUACGAAACCAGAAGGAGGGUUAUGCAGAAGCAUUUGUUAAACAUGAACAAGACGGAAGGGAGAUGGUGCAGCAGUGGAGGGAUGCUCUUAAAGAAGUGGCUGGUAUCAGCGGUUAUGAGUCAAACAAGAUUAGGCCUGAGUACAGGUUUAUUGAAAAAAUUGUUGAAGAUGUUUUAUUGAAAUUGUCUAAAUACGUAUCAGCAAAUGAUCAUUUCAAGGGGCACUUGAUUGGAAUUGAAAAGCCUACGAAGGAAACUGAAGGAUUGUUGUGCAUUGGCUCAAUGAAUGUUCGCAUCAUAGGCCUUUAUGGCAUGGGGGGCAUUGGAAAAACCACCCUUGCACGUGCUAUAUUUCAAACCUUCUAUUGUCAUUUCGAAAGUUAUUGCUUUCUUAACGAUGUUAGAGAAGAAUUUGAAAGACAUGGAAUAAAUCAUUUGAGAGAGAAACUUCUUUUUGAGCUGUUCAAAGAUAAAACUUCUCUAAACAUGGAAUCAACUGCUAUUCAAGACAGAUGCCGCCGUACAAGGGUCCUUAUUGUUUUAGAUGAUUUGGAUGCAAUAUUACAAUUAAACAGAUUAUUACCUAAAGGGUGUACCUUCGGUGAUGGAAGUAGAAUUAUUGUCACAACCAGAGAUGCCCAAGUGCUCAAGUCAAGGGCAGAUGAACUUUACGAGGUUAAGAGGUUAAAUGACUCUGACGCCCUUACGCUUUUUCGAUUGCAUGCUUUUGGUCAAAAUUCUGAUCUUCCAGGGUAUGAAGCUUUAUCAAAAAGUGCAGCAGAUUAUGCACAUGGCAAUCCAUUAGCUCUUGAAGUCUUGGGUUGUUCCCUUUACUCCAAAAGCAUAAAAGUAUGGGAAAGUGCAUUGGAUAAGUUGAAAACAGAUCCAGACAGGACCAUUCAAAAAGUGUUGAAAAUAAGUUAUGAUGGAUUAGAUGACGAAGCAAUCCAGGGCAUAUUUCUCGACAUUGCAUGCUUCUUCGAUGGUGAAGUUGACAGAGAAUAUGUGGAAAGCAUACUACACCGCAAUGAGCAACAUUCUGAUGCAACAGCAGGAAUAAGUGUUCUCAUUGAUAAAUCCUUAAUAAUUGAAUGCCAAAACAAAUUGUCCAUGCAUGCUUUACUACGACAAAUGGGUAAAGCUAUUGUUUGUGAUAAAAACAAAGAACCUGGAAAACGUAGUAGACUGUGGAAUGCUAAAGAUGUUAGCUAUGUAUUGGAAAGAAGUACGGGAAGCUCUGAAGUUGAGGGUAUAUUAUUGAAUCUGUCUGAACUUAGAAAGGAUGUAAAAGUGAAGCCUACAGCAUUCUCAAAGAUGUACCAUCUACGAUUUCUUAGAAUGCAUUGUGACAACAGAUUUUGCAAUGGAGAAAUAUUCUACGAGAAAGUAGGAUGGGGUCCAUACAAUAGAGAAGUGCGCCAACAAAUAUAUCUUCCUUAUGAAGGUUUAGAGAUUCCUUCUGAUGAGCUGAGAUAUCUUCAGUGGGAUUUAUACCCUUUAAAAGAUUUUCUAUCAAAUUUUAGUCCAGAGAAUCUUGUUGAACUUGUCAUGCGUGAUAGCCAACUUGUGGAGCUACAUUGGGAUGAAAAUCAGCCCGUUGAGAAGUUGAAGAAGAUGGAUCUUAGUUAUUCUGAGCACCUUAUUCAAAUACCAAACUUGUGUGGGGCUAUAAAUCUUGAAAGCAUAAAUCUUCAAGGGUGUAUAAGUUUGGUCCAGGUUCCUUCAUGUUUUAAGAAUCUGGACAAGCUUGAGCUACUAGAUUUGAGUGAUUGUGAGAAUCUGAAAGAUGGGAUGGAAAAUCUUCCAUUGAAUAUGAGGGAGUUGAAAUUGUGUAGGACAGCAAUAGAAGUAUUGCCCUCAUCAGUUAGGUUUCUUUUGGGUCUGUUAGAUUUGGAUAUGAGUGGAUGCAAUAAACUGAAAUAUGGGAUUGAAAAUCUUCCAUCGAAUUUAAAGAAGUUAACAUUGUGCGGGACAGCAGUACAAGAAGUGCCAUCAUCAAUUGGGUGUCUCACGGGUCUCUCACAUUUAGAUUUGUAUAAUUGCGAAAGACUUGAAAGUCUACCGAAAAGCAUUUGGAUGUUAAAAUCACUGGAAUGGCUGGAUCUUUCUAAUUGCCCAAAUCUGUUCAAGCUUGAGGAUUGUACAAGUUCAUCUCUUCGAUAUUUGAAAAUAAGUGGUUGUACGGGAUUGAGAUCAAUAAUUGCGCUUCCACCAUCGUUAACUUGUUUGGAUGCAAAUAACUGCACAUCGCUGGAGAAAAUAUCAAUUUGGAGGACCCCAACCGUACAAGAUUAUGACCCCCAAGUUCAACAUCAAAAUAAUAAAAGUGAAGGGGAAAUUUAUAAUUUUCAGCAAUGUCUAAAAUUGGGUCACGACACAUGUAUCAACGUUAUUGCUGAUGGUGCACGCCGUAGAAUUUUCUCUGCUCAGGAUGAUAUUUCAUAUCUGGAAAUGGUGUACCCAGGAAGAGUAAUCCCACAGUGGUUCAGCCAUCGAGCUCGUGGCGAAUCAUUUAUCCAGCUUCCUCCAAAUUGGCUUAAUACUGAUGAUUCCCGCUUCAAAUUUGUCUUUGACACUGUUUUUGCGUUUAAAAUUUCUGGGCCAGAAACUAAAAUCCGAUUCAGAUUCAAUUUCACGACCAGCAUGGACAGUAGUGUCGGCGGUUCUUUCAAUUAUGAAGAUGUUUGCACGCUUCAAGUAAAUAACAGCUCAGAGCAUGUCUUAAUUAGGUAUGCGACUAUCGAUUUGAGGCAUGUAUUUGGGGUAUACUGGUCCUCUGUUUGUAGAAUGGUCACCGGGGCUUCUUUCCAUGUGUUUAUGGAGGAAGAAAAAAAAGGCAAUUGGAUGAUCAAAAGUUGUGGGCUCCAGGUUAUAAACUUCACUGCUUCACGGGAUUUGCGGUUAUGGGACUUGUCUGCUUCAGUAUCAUCAUCUUCUACUCGUCAAAAAAAGUAUGACAUGUUUCUCAGUUUCGGAGGUGACGACACCCGUAACAAUUUUAUUGGACAUGUUUAUCUUGCUCUGUGUCGUAAGCAUAUCCGGAUCUUCAAACAUGACGAAAACCUAGAAAGUGGCCAUGAGAUUUCAGAAAUUAUGGAAGCCAUUAAGGAAUCUAAGAUUUGCAUGAUAGUUUUCUCCAAAGACUUUGCUUCUUCGACAUGGUGUUUGGAUGACGUGGUUCGCAUACUUGAUUGCAAGAGAGACUGGGAAGAUAUCAUAAUACCCAUUUUUUAUGGCAUAGAACCAUCCAUUGUAUGCAAACAGGAUGGAAGUUAUGCGGAAGCAUUUAAUAAACAUGAGCAACGUUUCAAGGACAAUAUGGACAAGGUGCAGCGAUGGAGGGAUGCUCAUUGAAUUUAUAAUAUGAUUCAAAGGAUUUUGGGUAAAUUUCUCAGCGGAUAUGAUUCAAAGGAUUUUGGGUAAAUUUCUACCUCAUUGAAUUUAUAAUAUGUAUAUUGUAAAUUGUCACUUAUUUGCUUAAGAGACUAAAUAACAGAGUUUAAUGUAUUAUCAAAUCAUGCGAAAAUAUUAUAAAUCCAUCCCUUAAUUAACCAUAUUAGAUGAUAUUUUCCCUGUUAUAUUUUUUAUUAAAAAAAAGUGAUGGAAAUCACAAUUAAUAGCA